AUGUCCGACGAUGCAACCGUCCUCGAAGCGCCCGUGACCCCAGCACCAGUGUUCGCGUACCGUGCAUUGAGAAGCAUCUUCUUCACUUCGCCCGAUUCCUCCCCCGAACAUGACAACAAAGAAAACAUCGGCCCGCCAUACGCCCAGUCACCGAUGAAGCCAAUACUCGCACUCGAUGAACAGCUGCAGCUGCAGCUGACGCCGUCGCACAAGCGCAGAUGGGACGGCGCAGGCGCCGCCAUCUCACCCACCAAGGGCAUUCUGCGCACCCCAGGUCUGGCGACUCCGCGGACCAAGCUCCUCAAAGACCUCAAUGUCAAGUUCAAGAGCGUAAGCCCAGAAUUGGUGGACACGAAGAAGAAGUCUGCCGGUGUGGGUGCGAUCCCGGCCGAUGGCUGUGGCCGCGAGGCUAGACACGGUGUGAAGUCGUCAAAAUCGAUGAACGACAUUGCUGUUCCUGUGACCAAAAAGACAACACAGCCGUCUCAACAGACCAAAAAUACAACACAGCCGUCUCAACAGAAGCAGCAUACAGCGAAGUCGAUGCCCACGGUCUCUGCAAGCACGAUCACGACCGAAGUCCUAUCUCUGCAGGUGAUCGAAGCGUAUAUGCAACAGACGGAGAAGGAGAUGAAGAAACUCGUGCGGUAUGGUCAGAAGAUGCGAGAGUACGCGCGCAAAAAGGACGCUGAGAACCAGGAGCUGAAGAGCAUGAUCCAGCAGCUCAAGAAAGAAAACGAGAGCUUGAGAAGUAGUGUUGCUACCGAUCGCGACCGAGAGGGUGCCUCUUCAGCAGGUGCAGAUGCGGGUCGAGGAUAUGUACGAGAAGAGGUCGACCGGGUUGAAGCGACAGUUAGAAGCCUCCACACUGGGAGAUCCACGUCCAAGCCACGACCUCUGUCGGGGGACAGCAAGGCCGGAGGUCGAAAAGCAUCUAUUGCGGCUAUGGACCUUUUUGAGUCUGACAUCGACUCUCGUGCUGCUUCGAAGAUACAUCAAUCCUCUACGACCUCAAGGCGGCAAUCUGUGGCACAUGCGCCCGCCGCAAAACCAAGCUAUCGGAGUGUAUCCUUGUCGACGCAAACGUCCCGGUACCACACGUCGCGCGAUCACAACGGGAGUUUUCCCCGUGUGAGGCCAGAUACCUCGUCCGCAGCCACGGGUACAGCUUCCGCGAGUGUCACAGCAAUUGGAACUAACGCCGUCGCCGAGGCCGAGAGUGCCCCUGAGACUACUAGUGCAAACGAACACGUCCCUCCAAGCACGGACACCAUCACAGGGGCAGGGGCCGGGGCAGGGACAGGAACUGCUCGCCUACCUCCGGACCGUCUACUGGCAGCUCGAGAGCGUCUACGUCGGCGCAUGGAAGCGAGGAAAGCCAGUACCGGUAGCGGUGUCGACGAUGGCACUGAACGAAUCGACGCAGGCGACGGCUUCAGAGAAGAGGAUCAGAACCAGAAUCAGAAUCAGACUCACAAGGCGAACGAGACCGAAAUACAGAGUGGCGAGCACAGCCAAUUCGAUUGGCUGAACAUCUAA
Capronia epimyces CBS 606.96 is the source of this 1539-nucleotide messenger RNA. RefSeq lists its product as uncharacterized. Lineage: Eukaryota; Fungi; Ascomycota; Eurotiomycetes; Chaetothyriales; Herpotrichiellaceae. The coding region runs from base 1 to 1539 and encodes 512 amino acids. The transcript has a single exon. The record is from RefSeq and is a predicted model, not a curated record.